GCGAGCUUGACCUUAACCUUGACUAAACGCAUGUUCGACUUGGACGACGACCACCAUCCUGACUCAACCAACUGCUCAUGGCAUUACCAACCACCUUUCCGUCCGAUUGGCACCCUUGUAAAGGAUGCAUCUGCAACAACCACGCCAUCCCAUCCUACAAAUUCUCCGUUACCGAUGCAGAUAGUCCCAUCGCUGAUCAUACAGAUCUUAGAAAACUCACACGCUCCAACGAUGCACCCAACCCGUCUGAAGAGAAAACUCUUCAGGGGAUGCUAUCAGAUUCUGGAAAACGUAUUGACGCCCUUGAUGCUCAGGUGCUGGAGUUGAAGGCGUUGAGACAGGAUCUCGUACAAUCGAUCACACGCGUCGACCAAAAUCUGGCUGCGCUGGAUAAAGAGCGGCGACGCCUCUCCGAUAGCGUUCGAGAACGACGCCUUCUUCUCAGCGCUUUGCGUCGUAUGCCCAAAGAAGCCCUUGCUCACAUCUUCCUUCACGCCGUUGUCUUUCCUUUUCCGCGGGUAGAGCCCACGGGGAAUCUGUUGUCCUAUGGCGAUUGGUCGGCAUUUUCUGCCAGUAAACAUCCACUCUUAUCGUUUGAACUGGUUUCUCGUAACUGGAAGGACGUCCUUGACGCAUUCCCCAACCUGUGGUCUUAUGUCAAUAUCCUCAUCGACCGAAUGCUUUUCAGUACCUACACCCGCUAUAUUGGAAACCAGUUGUCUCGCUCUCGACAGUGCCCCUUAUCCAUCUCAAUAUGCCACAGUGAGAACACCUCGGUUACCAGGCUUGGUGCCUUUCCUGUCGCUAUCUCAAUGGCUCUCUCCUCUGUCAGCCAUAGGGUACGAACCCUCCAUCUUUGCCUCCCUGGCAGAUGCUUCGCCUAUAUGCAGCAACUCCAUCUAUCUUUCCCCAGUCUACAAGAACUUGUUCUUCUUUCAUCGUCCGAAACUUCAGAGGUUGCCCAGCAUCUCUAUUUUGGUUCACUUCCGUGUUUGCGGGUCUUCCGUGCCACGGACGUCAGUAACAUUGAUAAGCUAUCCCUCCCUUGGCACCAAAUCACUCAUUUUACAAAUGUGCACACGCGGGCAGGACGUGAGCCACCUGUUCGUCGUGUUCUGGAUAUCUUAAAAAUGAUGUCCCGACUAGCCAUCUGUCAUCUUUCCCUUGACCGGCAAUCUUUGGCAACUGAGGUUGUGGAGGAGAUGACUCUUAGCCAGCUACAUUCACUCACACUUUCAAAUGUGUACAGCCAAGUUGACUCCGUCCCACCUGUGAUUCCCAUUGUACUCAACUCCCUCAUACUUCCUGCCCUGUUGGAUCUUUCAGUAACUUGCUUCCUCGACCUCGACAACACUUGGCGGGACCGGGUCGUUUUUGCUUCUAUCCGGCAGCUCAUCGAACGUUCUCAUAGUCCCCUUACGUCUCUCUACUUCGGCAAUGGAAAAAUCUUAAAGGAUGACCUUAUUCACAUUCUUUCGAGUACACCCUCCCUCCAGGAUAUACGACUAAUAAAUAUGAACGGAGUGAUAACAGACGAAGUCCUCAACGAUCUCACUCGUAGAGUUGACACAGGGUCUGGCUCUCAUGUCCCAAUGCUUGUCCCACACCUGCACACGCUGCAUCUCAGUGGCUACUUCUCCUUUCAAGUGGAACUCUAUGUACAGAUGGUCGAAUUUCGGUGGAUGUGUCGUCCGCGCCACCUCAAGUCGGUGACUAUUUGUCGAUUUUUCAGAUCCUGGGACGUGAAUUACAGGGAAGAGGAAGUAAAAUUACUGGUCUUUUCUAGGCUUGAUGUGCUACAGUCAGAGGGAUUGGAUGUGACUAUGAGUAUGCAAAGUGUAUGAUUGUAGCGCCUAGCGCUUUGACCAAAAACCUC
Molecule: messenger RNA, 1876 nt
Organism: Desarmillaria tabescens
Lineage: Eukaryota; Fungi; Basidiomycota; Agaricomycetes; Agaricales; Physalacriaceae
Exons: 3
Coding region: 78-1844 (588 amino acids)
Source: RefSeq, a predicted model, not a curated record